AUGUCCUCUCAAGUUAAGGAAGAUUUAUAUGGUGUAUCAUGGUCUAAUCCAGCAUGGAGUCACUUCCUUUGUUCAGCAAACGUUCUCGACUAUUUUUGUGACCUUUCCAAUCCCUUUUAUGAUAGGCAGUGUAAUAAUGAGGUUAUUCGUAUGCAAAGACUCCAUCCUGAGCAACUGUUGUGCAUGACAGGUGUUGAGUUUUACCUUCAUCACGCUCAAGAACCCAUACUGUUCAUAAUACGAAAGCAGCAACGUUUAUCUCCAACUCAAGUCACUCCAUUGGCUUAUUACUAUGUGAUUAAUGGGACAGUACUUCAAGCGCCAGAUCUUUCUACUCUCCUGAACUCUCGUUUGUUGACAGCGAUUGUAGGGUUGAAGAAAGUAAUCCAGACAUUAGGUCCUUGUGCUCGGUAUCAUCCUUCAGACGGUUCCUAUUCAUGGGAUGACCCUAAUGUUUUGCUUGGAUAUAAUAAAGAACCAGAUCAAGCUUAUACAAAAUCUCAGUCUACCUCAAAUACUGAAAGAGAUCUAUAUAAAAGUGCAAAUUUAUUUCAAGUUCAAAGAACAGAUACCCUACUUGCUGAUUGGAUGAAUCGUUUUCCUGUCCCAUCGGCAAGUUUUAUUCAAAAUCUGGCCAACUCAGGACAAACAUCAUCUGUACCGACAGUUACUUCUGCAGUUAACGCGAGUGGAGUCGUUUCUCUUACAUCAGCUCAAACCGCAUCUUCUGGGAAAGAAGAAAAUCUUCAGAACAACUGCAAUUCUCCAGCUAAGUUACCUACACGGCUGCCUACAUUACCCGGUGUUUCUGUUGUCCCAGGACCAUCACCAAGCACUUCAACGCAGCCAUCACUGCUUGUAGACCGAAAACCUCGUGUUUAG
Schistosoma mattheei is the source of this 882-nucleotide messenger RNA. Lineage: Eukaryota; Metazoa; Platyhelminthes; Trematoda; Strigeidida; Schistosomatidae. The record is from the annotation of a GenBank genome assembly.